Messenger RNA from Pyrus x bretschneideri (Chinese white pear), 941 nucleotides. RefSeq names its product ribosomal RNA small subunit methyltransferase NEP1. Gene Ontology annotation, molecular function: rRNA binding; rRNA (pseudouridine) methyltransferase activity. The transcript is spliced from 7 exons. Gene Ontology annotation, cellular component: small-subunit processome; nucleolus. Bases 74 to 865 code for a protein of 263 amino acids. Gene Ontology annotation, biological process: rRNA base methylation. The record is from RefSeq and is a predicted model, not a curated record. Lineage: Eukaryota; Viridiplantae; Streptophyta; Magnoliopsida; Rosales; Rosaceae.
UCGGGAUAGAAAACUCUCUCCUUCUCUCUCUUACCACGAACCCUAGUUACUGGAGGAACACUACUUGUACAACAUGGCGAGGCGGAAGAGGAGGCAGUCGGAGUCGGAGUCGGGGGCGCAGGAUUUGUCUAAUAAGACUGUGAAGCGGAAGUUGGAAGAAAAAUCGACAACAACUGAAAAGUUAGCAGAUAAUGACGUUACGCAUGAUGCCAUUAUACCGUCGCCGCCGCCGAAUGUUGAGGUCCGUCGGGCAACCUUUGUUGUAGAAAAUGCGUCUCUGAGAAAGGGCAUCGUUCGAAAGAGGUGGAAGAUUCUGGAUUCAGAGGAAGAUGCUGAUGCCCUGAAACAAAAGAAAGAUGAGAAUAAUUAUCAGCCUGGAGUUGUCUACCAGGCUCUUCGUGCGAUUUUUGAUAGCAAACUUAAUAAAGCUGGUAUGGUAGGAGCUGUGUAUGUGAAAACAGAUAAUGGAGUGUUAUUUGAGAUUAAACCCCAUGUUCGUAUACCAAGAACGUGUAGGCGCUUUUGUGGAGUCAUGCUGGAGUUGCUAGAUAAAAAAUGCAUACGGACCAAAGAUACAAAUGAAAUUCUUAUGCGUGUCAUUGCGGAACCUGUAACCCGACAUUUACCGGUCAACUCUCGUGUAGUAGGACUCUCUUAUAGUUCAGAAAAAGUGGUUGAUAUUGACGACUAUGUUAAUUCUGCCGGUGAUGAAUUGAAUCUUGUUUUUGUGGUGGGUGAACUGGCCCAUGGGAAGAUCAAUGAGCAUACAGAUGAUUUUAUAUCAGUUUCAAAUUAUCCAUUGAGUGCAAAAGGCUGCAUAGGGUUGAUUUGCGAGUCGUUGGAGCAUAAAUGGAAGGUCUUCUGAAUCAUUUAUAUCUAAGUUAUUAAGUACGAAGUUUUGUACAAGCGUCGAAGAUAUCUAUAACAUGAGUAUUCCUAUA